ACUUUCGCCCCAAAUCGUCCCGACGACACGAGUAGGAAGCGAAAGCGCACCAUUCAACGAUCGCUGCAGAAGAGGUUGAGAGUAGAGAAAACCGCUGAUGUCCUCCGUGAAGAGGACAACACGAGAAAUCUGAAACACCAUGCGCAAUCCGCAGCUACGGAUGCUACCGACCACACUUCGGCAGUGUCAAACUUCGGUCGCCCCCCUUCGACGGGUGGGCCUCAGUGGACGGGAUCUCAGGCGCCUGUGAGAGGAGGGUUGAGAGAAUUGACAGGCAUGCCACCAUCCGCACGUUCUGAUUUUAUCUCCCAGCAGAGCGUUCUGUCCGUCCAUCAACCCGAUGAUUCUGUCCGUUGCGCACGAUCCGAAGAUCUGAUAGGACCCGGCACUCCGGGCAACCCUAAUCCUUACCGCGCUUCGCGAGGUGGAGCAGAAAGACUCACGCGCUAGGGUUGCCACCGAGCCAGUCCAUGGGAUACGUCCGCAUGGACGUAUAAUCCCAAUGUCGUACUAACCACAAUUUUCCGCUAGCUGAGUGGUGGAAACCAGGAUGCGUACUCGCAAAGGCUGCUGUAAAUAAAACUCACCUUCAUGCUCAAUUACUUCUCUCUGCACAAUGGGACGUUUUCCCAACAAAUUGUAGUCGCUCGCAAAC
Coniophora puteana RWD-64-598 SS2 is the source of this 655-nucleotide messenger RNA. RefSeq lists its product as uncharacterized. The record is from RefSeq and is a predicted model, not a curated record. Lineage: Eukaryota; Fungi; Basidiomycota; Agaricomycetes; Boletales; Coniophoraceae. The transcript has 2 exons. Bases 277 to 450 code for a protein of 57 amino acids.